Messenger RNA from Prunus armeniaca (apricot), 186 nucleotides. The record is from the annotation of a GenBank genome assembly. Lineage: Eukaryota; Viridiplantae; Streptophyta; Magnoliopsida; Rosales; Rosaceae.
AUGACUAGUUCGUGCAUUAUAUUCGGGAAAAAGUUCAACGUCGUGAUCUUGUGGUUCAAUACAUUCCCACCGAAGAACAUUGACAUUUUAACUAAAGGUCUUCAUAGUGCUGUGUUUAUUCUUCAAUGCACCAAUCUCAGACUUGGUCCAGUUCUAGCUGGGGCUGCUGAGAUUGAGGGGAGAUGA